Messenger RNA from Budorcas taxicolor (takin), 2616 nucleotides. RefSeq names its product molybdenum cofactor synthesis 3 (gene MOCS3). The record is from RefSeq and is a predicted model, not a curated record. Gene Ontology annotation, biological process: tRNA wobble position uridine thiolation; protein urmylation. Gene Ontology annotation, molecular function: URM1 activating enzyme activity; thiosulfate-cyanide sulfurtransferase activity; adenylyltransferase activity. NCBI's taxonomy places the organism in Eukaryota, Metazoa, Chordata, Mammalia, Artiodactyla, Bovidae. The coding region runs from base 1 to 1398 and encodes 465 amino acids. The transcript has a single exon. Gene Ontology annotation, cellular component: cytoplasm; cytosol.
AUGCCUUUCACGACGAGUUCCGGAAAGAGGCCCGGCAUGGCGGCCAGGGAGGAGAUUUUGGCCCUACAGGCCGAAGUCGCGCAGCGUGAGGAGGAGCUGAGUUCUCUGAAGCAGAGGCUGGCGGCGGCCCUUUCGGCGGGGCAGGAGUCAGCGCGCUCGGUUUCGGUGUCGCCCCUGCCUCCCAGGGCCGCCCUGUCCCGAGAGGAGAUCCGGCGCUACAGCCGGCAGCUCGUGCUGCCGGAGCUCGGCAUGCAGGGGCAGCUGCGCCUGGCGGCCGCGGCCGUACUCAUAGUAGGCUGCGGGGGGCUCGGCUGCCCGCUGGCGCAGUACCUGGCCGCAGCCGGCGUCGGCCGCCUGGGCCUCGUGGACUACGACGUGGUCGAAGCGAGCAACCUGGCCCGCCAGGUGCUGCACGGCGAGGCCCUGGCCGGCCGGGCCAAGGUCUUUUCGGCGGCCGCCGCCCUGCGCCGCCUCAAUUCGGCGGUGGAGUGUGUGCCCUACGCCCAGGCGCUGACGCCGGCCACGGCGCUGGACCUCGUCCGCCGCUACGACGUGGUGGCGGACUGCUCCGACAACGCGCCCACCCGCUACCUGGUGAGCGACGCCUGUGUGCUCGCCGGCCGGCCCCUGGUGUCCGCCAGCGCGCUGCGUUUCGAGGGCCAGCUCACGGUCUACCACUACGGCGGGGGGCCUUGCUAUCGCUGCGUGUUCCCCCGGCCACCCCCGGCGGAGACGGUGACCAGCUGCGCGGAUGGCGGGGUGCUCGGCGCGGUUACCGGGGUCCUGGGCUGCCUGCAGGCGCUGGAAGUGCUGAAGACAGCUGCGGGCCUGGGCCCCUCUUACAGCGGCCGCCUGUUGCUCUUUGACGCCCUCCGCGGCGAUUUCCGUUGUAUCCGGCUGCGGAGGCGCAGGCCCGACUGUGCCGCCUGCGGGGAGCGGCCCACCGUGACCGACCUGCAGGACUACGAAAGCUUCUGCGGUUCGUCGGCCACGGAUAAGUGCCGCUCCCUCCGGUUGCUGAGCCCGGAGGAGCGGAUUUCGGUUAUGGACUAUAAGCGACUUCUGGAUUCUGGGUCACCCCACCUGUUGCUGGACGUCAGGCCUCAAGUGGAGGUGGACAUCUGUCGUCUGCCUCACGCCCUGCACAUCCCUUUGAAACGUUUGGAGCGGAAGGAUGCGGAGAGCCUGAAAGUCUUGGAAGAAGCCAUCCGGGAAGGGAAGCAGGGCGCACAGGAAGGGGCGUCUGUCCCCAUCUAUGUGAUAUGCAAACUGGGCAACGACUCCCAGAAAGCCGUGAAGAUCUUGCAGUCCUGGGCAGACGUGGACUCAGUUAAGGAUGUUGUGGGGGGCCUCAUGGCCUGGGCUGCCAAAAUCGAUGGAACGUUUCCGCAGUACUGAGGUGGCCAGUGGAGUCUGACCAGGGAAGGUGUAGGUUGCCAUGUUACCUAAAGUUUUUUGGCCUUUAUUUAUUUACAUUUUUUCCCUAGUAAUGUAUAGAGGACCUUGGGAUUCUGCAGUACCUGUGAUUAGGUGGACUCCUUUUUAUGAGUCUUUUAAAUUGUAAUGUAUCGAAUAAUGUCGUUAUUAAGGGGUUAUAACAACGUUCCUGUCACCUGUGUUAUGUGUGCAGCAAGUGGUGUGUUUUAAAUUCGGGUCAUUCGCCAGUCCUGCGCCCCUCCCCCCGCCAAAAUAAAAAGCUUUUCAGGAUGUGAGGGCGAUCUGGUUGUAACACCUGUCGCCCCUUUGAUCGCCAGGGUUGAUGCGACUGACCUGGCUAGCUAGGCGGCUGUUUCCUUCCUCCUUCACUGCUCCCGAAGCUGUGCCCUCAGUGAAAUCGGACAGUCAUCCCUGGUGGAGGAGGAUGGGUCUUCAAUAAAGGGCCUAGGAGUAGCUGUGCUUUCCCCAUAGAACCUCCAAGGAAGCUCCCAAGUUUACUCUCUUUAAAUUGUACAUUUUAAUGUUUGGAAAGGUGUAGUAAACUUAAUUGAUUACAGAUGAAGUAGUUAAGCUCAGUUUAUUGUUUACUAAGACAUUUUUGGGGGUGUUAUUUCUGCUUCAGAUGUUCUGGAGCAGUGGCCCCCAACCAUUUUGGCCCCAGGGACUGAUUUCAUGGAAGACGUGUUUUGGGGGGCAGAUAAUUUCGGUUUCCAUCACCCAUCUCUCCACUUUGUAGUCCCAACAAGCCACCAACCAGGACUGGGGUUCUGGGACCCCUUUUAUAUAGAUAUCAAUAUUUAAAAUUAUUUAAACAUUAAAAUCAAAAUUACCUGGGAUGUGGUCACUUUGUUAAGUGUUUCAAAUUAAUAGCCAAGUAAGACACCGUCUAGCAAGAUAGAAACCAUCUUUAUAGUUUGUCAGUUUCUUUUAUAAAUCACUUGAUUUUUUUUUCUAGAUUUAGUUUCAGGUUCUACCUUCUGUUGUGCAAAUAGAAAUUUCUAAACUGUUGUGUGGCUUGCUUUGAAAUCUUCAGGUCCAAGUCCCAACUUUCUGCUCUCCCCUGUCCUUUUUUCCAUGUUCAAUCUGUUAUUUUUAUUUUUGGCUUUACUGUGUGGCCAGGAUGCCAAAUACAAUAUUGAAUUAAAGUGAAAUAAUAAACAUUUCUUCUCUCCUUCGAAA